AUGGCAAGGCACACUCAUGUGGCAAAACUUCCGUACCCUAUUAACCAGGAGGAGAUCAGAGCCUUGUUAAAGUACGCUGGGGCUCGUGGAGGACUCAUCAAGGAUUUCGCCGGAAGAGCCCAGAUCUUGACGAAGCUUCCCCAGGAUGACGUAAAGUUUAAAUUUUCUGAUGUCUGCAAGGCCGCGUUCCCAUUUCUGAAAGAUCGAUUGAUGAGUUAUUCUAUAAUACGCGGCCAUGACUGGAAUCACUCCUUUGAGGCGCAAAGGAACUAUGAUGUGACCAAAAAAGAGAUGCUAUCAUUAGUCUUCGCAUUUGAGAAGUUCAGACAACACCUACGAGGUUCCAAAGUGAUGGUGUAUACAAACCAUGCGGCCAUCAAAUACCUAUCGUCGAAGAGGAGAUCAAACCCGUAUUUGAUCAGAUGGUUACUCCUUCUACAGGAGUUUGAGUGGGAAGCAGUUGAUAGGAGAAGAUGUGAAAACAUAGAGGCGGGUCACCUACGCCAAAUUCUGCAAAAAGAAAAUACGAAAGCCAUUCCAAACCACUUCCCUAAAAGGCACAUGCAUCUGAUCAAGUCGAAGUCUGAAGAAUAG
Salvia splendens (bonfire salvia) is the source of this 594-nucleotide messenger RNA. RefSeq lists its product as uncharacterized. The coding region runs from base 1 to 594 and encodes 197 amino acids. Lineage: Eukaryota; Viridiplantae; Streptophyta; Magnoliopsida; Lamiales; Lamiaceae. The record is from RefSeq and is a predicted model, not a curated record. The transcript has 2 exons.